UUACAUUCGCUGCACCAAUCAGCAGUCGGGGUCAUAGUUGAGAGGCUAAAACCAAAAUGGCGGCCAAUAAACGGGUGCUUUAUAUUGGUGGCUUGGCGGAAGAGGUGGAUGAGAAGGUAUUACAUGCAGCUUUUAUUCCGUUUGGGGAUGUCACAGACAUCCAGAUACCCCUCGACUAUGAAACGGAGAAGCACAGGGGAUUUGCAUUCAUUGAAUUUGAGCUGGCAGAGGAUGCUGCGGCAGCUAUUGAUAACAUGAAUGAGUCAGAACUUUUUGGACGGACUAUCCGUGUGAACAUUGCGAAGCCCAUGAGAAUCAAAGAGGGUUCAUCUCGACCAGUAUGGUCGGAUGAUGACUGGUUGAAGAAGUUCUCUGGAAAAACUCUGGAAGAAGCUGAGGCAGAGUCAGCAGCUGGGGAUACAACAAAGACAACAACAGAAGAGACUGAACCACCAGCUAAAAAGAGCCGAGUAAAUCCUCAGGUAUACAUGGACAUCAAGAUUGGCAACAAGCCAGCAGGGAGACUGCGCUUCCUCCUCCGGGCUGACGUUGUUCCUAUGACAGCAGAAAACUUCAGAUGCUUGUGCACUCAUGAGAAGGGAUUUGGCUACAAGGGCAGCAGUUUCCACCGCAUCAUCCCUCAGUUUAUGUGCCAAGGAGGCGACUUCACCAACCACAACGGCACCGGGGGGAAGUCCAUCUACGGCCGGAAGUUUGACGAUGAAAACUUUGUCCUCAAACACACAGCUCCAGGUCAGCUCUCCAUGGCCAACUCUGGGGCAAACACCAACGGCUCUCAGUUUUUCAUCACCAAUGACAAAACAGACUGGCUGGAUGGCAAACAUGUGGUGUUUGGAGAGCUGGUGGAGGGCAUGGAUGUGGUCCGAGCAAUGGAGGCCCAAGGAACAAAAGAUGGAAAGCCGAAGCAGAAAGUGAUCAUCUCUGACUUCCUGCUCCGUAGCUCCGAGUCUGAACCGCCUAAAGAAGAGUGUCUGAACGGCUGGUGUAGAACAGAGGUCUGAGGUUUCCCCGUGCCACUGUAGUUCAGGAGAACCACCUCUGUCUUCUAUCAUCAGGCGGAGAAGACAGAUUGUGAACAAACCUCGUCAUGAACUGGGCAUUCCUCCAGGGCCUCCUCAGCGGGGUGAAUAAGUACUCCACAGCUUUCGGGAGAGUGUGGCUCUCCAUCGUAUUUCUCUUCAGAGUCAUGGUGUUUGUCGUGGCAGCAGAGAAGGUCUGGGGCGAUGAACAGAAAGACUUCAAAUGUAACACAGCUCAGCCCGGGUGCCACAACGUCUGCUAUGACCACUUCUUCCCCGUGUCCCACAUCCGCCUGUGGGCCCUGCAGCUCAUAUUCGUCACCUGUCCGUCGUUCCUGGUGGUGAUGCACGUGGCCUACCGGGAGGAACGGGAAAAAAAGCACCGGAACAAGUACGGCGAGAACUGCCAACGUCUCUACCAAAACCCGGGCAAAAAGCGCGGAGGCCUGUGGUGGACCUACGUCUUCACGCUGUUCUUCAAAAUAGCCGUCGACGCCACCUUCGUCUACCUGCUCUACCACAUCUACGAGGGCUACGACUUCCCCUCGCUCAUCAAGUGUGAGGAGAAGCCCUGUCCCAACAAGGUGGACUGCUUCAUCGCGCGGCCCACGGAGAAGAGGAUCUUCACCAUCUUCAUGGUGGUCACCAGCCUGGCCUGCAUCCUCCUCUCCGUCUUUGAAAUCCUCUACCUGAUUUGCAAACGCUGCCACGAGUGUUGGUCGUCAGUCCACCAGUCUCACCGCAAGAUGACCACCGCUUUAUCCAGCGGAAACAACCUGAUAGAGUCCAACACCCUGAAGCUGAUGGGCAAAAAGACCCCGGAAACACCCGCACCUUCAUACAGCGUUGCCGUAUCUUGAGAGACCGAAAACAAAGACCCCUAUGGAAAAACAAAGAGUGAAUGGAAAGAUGUCACUCCUCGUUUUAUAGAAAGUGCAAAACUUUUUAUACAGACUUUAUUCUCUGAAAGACUGGAUGGUGUUCAAGUUAGUCCCCCCCUUGGCAGAGAGUUUUAAAUUCAGGACCUUGAGAUUAAUGUGUCAUAGAUGUGGAAUGUGCACACAGUUGCGGGUAUUUUACAGUGAUUUUUUUUACAGAAAAAGUUUACAGCGCCUGCAAAGAAAGCAUCAGAGGGGAUUUUUGUGUUGCAGUGUCUGAUUUAGGCCCGACUUCAAUUACAUGAGUCAUCUGUUAGUACGGCCAGUUUUUACCAACACAUGUGGUUUCUCUGUGUAAGAUUUUCCCUGUGCUCAAGCCCAGCCCUCAAAAUGAAUAUUUCAAUCCGUGCUCAGCCUUCUCCCUACAUUCGGGUGUUCAUGUUGCACUCUUUGUGCAUGCUGUACCUUUUGUAACUUAUGUAUUUUUGUUUUUUUUGUUUUUGUUUUUCUGUUUGUGCUGUGUAAUUUCUUGCUGUAAGGCAGCACAGCUCAAAGCAGUGGGAGAGCAGUUUUGUAAACACAGAUGCUUGAAAAAAAUCAGGA
Molecule: messenger RNA, 2521 nt
Organism: Menidia menidia (Atlantic silverside)
Lineage: Eukaryota; Metazoa; Chordata; Actinopteri; Atheriniformes; Atherinopsidae
Source: the annotation of a GenBank genome assembly